Papaver somniferum (opium poppy) is the source of this 2149-nucleotide messenger RNA. RefSeq names its product serine/threonine-protein kinase 38-like. Gene Ontology annotation, molecular function: protein serine/threonine kinase activity; ATP binding. The coding region runs from base 86 to 1657 and encodes 523 amino acids. NCBI's taxonomy places the organism in Eukaryota, Viridiplantae, Streptophyta, Magnoliopsida, Ranunculales, Papaveraceae. The record is from RefSeq and is a predicted model, not a curated record. Gene Ontology annotation, biological process: intracellular signal transduction; peptidyl-serine phosphorylation. The transcript is spliced from 13 exons.
AUCUGAUUUUUGGUUUUUUGUUGUUCCCCAUUAAAAAAAAAAUACAGAGAAAUUUCAUUCUAUAGAGAGAAGGGGAAGGAGAGAAAUGAAUCAUCCAAAGGAAUCAAAUGGCAAAGAAGAAGAAGAAGCGUUAGGAUCGAGCUUAACAAUGGAAAGGGUAGCUGCAGCUAAACAGUUUAUUGAGAAUCACUAUAAAGCUCAGAUGAAGAACAUUCAAGAACGUAAAGCAAGACGUCAUGUGUUGGAAAAGAAAUUAGCAUCCUCAGAUGUACCUGAGGAGGAACAAAUAAAUUUGUUGAAGGAUUUGGAAAGGAAAGAGACAGAGUUUAUGAGACUUAAGAGGAAUAAGAUUUGUGUUGAUGAUUUUGAGCUGUUAACCAUCAUUGGGCGUGGAGCAUUUGGAGAGGUAAGGCUAUGCCGAGAGAAGUCCUCGGGCAAUAUAUAUGCCAUGAAGAAGUUGAAGAAAUCAGAUAUGCUUAGCAGGGGCCAGGUUGAACAUGUUCGAGCUGAAAGGGAUUUGCUUGCGGAAGUUGGCAGUCACUGCAUUGUGAAGUUGUACUACUCAUUCCAAGAUGAUGAAUACUUGUACCUAAUUAUGGAAUAUCUUCCUGGUGGAGACAUGAUGACUCUCUUAAUAAGAGAAGACACCUUAACUGAAAGUGUGGCUAGAUUUUAUAUUGCUCAAACCGUUCUGGCCAUAGAGUCCAUUCAUAAGCAUAACUACAUUCACAGGGAUAUCAAACCUGACAAUCUUCUGUUAGACAAAAAUGGUCACAUGAAGCUGUCUGAUUUUGGUCUUUGCAAGCCACUAGACUCUGCUACUUUGUCUACUUUACAUGAAAACGAAGCCAUGUCUGAUGAGAACUUGCGAGAAACAGUGGAUGUUGACAACAGCCUACAGAAGGCAGAGGCUGGACGUAGGUGGAAAAGCCCAAGUGAACAGCUUCAGCAUUGGCAGAUAAAUAGGAGGAAGCUGGCAUUUUCAACUGUGGGUACACCAGAUUAUAUUGCUCCAGAAGUAUUGCUGAAGAAAGGCUAUGGCAUGGAGUGUGACUGGUGGUCACUAGGCGCAAUUAUGUAUGAGAUGCUUGUUGGUUAUCCCCCUUUUUACUCUGAUGACCCCAUAACCACAUGCAGAAAGAUUGUUCACUGGAAAAAUCACCUAAAGUUCCCUGAAGAGGCAAGGUUGACACCUGAAGCAAGGAAUCUCAUCUGUAGAUUGUUAUGUGAUGUUGACCAGAGACUAGGUAUUGGAGGGGCAGACCAUAUAAAAGCUCAUCCUUGGUUCAAAGAUAUUGUUUGGGACAAACUUUAUGAAAUGGAAGCAGCUUUCAAACCAGAGAUCAACGGGGAGCUUGAUACUCAGAACUUUUUGAAGUUUGAUGAGGCGGAAACUCCCCCAGCAAGAACUGGCUCUGGGCACUCACGGAAGAUGCUAUUAACACCCAAAGAUUUAAGCUUCGUUGGUUAUACAUACAAGAACUUUGACGCUGUGAAAGCGAAACAUCAAUCUUUGGAUCGCAAGAAGAGUACAUCACCCACACGACAAUCGCUGGAUUCUGUAAACAGUGAUUCUGCUGUGGAUUAUUCUGCCAGGCCAACAAUGUUGGAAAUACAAACAGAUAAGCUAACAAUUGACGAUUCCAUGUUGCCAUAGAAAGAGACGCAGUUAAGUCAAUUCGCCGAUGCAUUCCGUUGUUAAAACUCGAAAGUCCUCGUAUGAUGAUGAUGGUAAAGAGCGUAGCACUGCCUGCUUAGUUUUCAGUCAGUCAGGUUAUUGUUACCGUACAUUUGUGUUCUGUUUGAUGAACCACCCACCGUCUAGAUGUACAGUAGUAUGUAUUUAGAGGAACUGUCACUGGCGAAAUGCAUUAUUAGUUAGUAGUUAGUAGUCAAGUGUUUAAAUGAGACAGCCAGAUGAUAUCAUUAUGCACAAUGUCCUGGCUGCCCAAGUCGGCACACCCUCAUGCCUUACCUUGCGGUAGUUUCUGGUUUUUGCAUCUAAACAAUUCAGGAAAAUUAAGCAAAGAAGAAACUUAUGCAUGUAUGAGAUUGUUCCUACACAUUGCUAACCUGCCUAUAUGUAUUAUUCGGAAAAUCUCUUUAACGAACUGAUAAUCUUCCGUAUACCAUUUUAACUGUGGCUUAA